AGGCUCCCUGUUUGCCGACACCUCUGGAAGAGGGGUUCUCCUGCCCCCUCCACGCAGGCAAACUGCUGACAGCGGCGAAGCCACGUUGCCAUGCUUGGAGGAAAACCGCCUUGGUUUCUUUCUUUCUUUUUUAAAGUCUAUUUGGGUUUGGUUUCGUCUAGGGUUUGGGCCAUCGCGUGCGGUUUGCUUCUACUCUCGGCUGCUCGGGUUGAGGUCCUGGCCGGGAACGAGCAGCUAGAAGGGCUUUAGGACCCGGCGCGCCCCGGGCCCGGGAGCCCCGGGGCGGAGAGGCUUGAAUGAGAGGCUGGAGGGGGAUCUCGGCUGAAAGGACUCACGGCGGAAUAGCUCCGCUGUCGCCAGGCAACCGCCCUGACGCAACGCUAAAAAAAAAAAAAAAAAAAGUCCCUUAAAAAAAGAAUAGUGCUGAGAAUUCACCGUAGCACGAGAGAAAGGGAGGCAGAAGCCGGCUCAGCCCCGAAGCCGGGGCCAGAGGCUGCGGAGGAGCCGGGAGCCCGCUUCGAAGGGAGAAGGCGGGGACCUGAUGACACCCCUGGAGGGGGCCUCGGAGCGCACGGGGAAGGUGUGGACAAGGGAGCUCUGAGUGAUAACCUGAGGUGCAGCCAGUUAGCACAGGACUUGCAAACCAAGCUUCACUGGGAGAAACGCCUGAGAGAGCACGGAUGAGUGGGUUCCUCUGUCCCUGCCCCCUGUGAGUGUGACUUCGUGACAAGGUCCCACACCAGCCAGCAGCUUCCCGCCGCCUGCCCUUCCUGCGAAGCGGACGGGGUCCAUCCUGCAUCCCCACUGGCGUCUGAUCUGCCUGCCCCUCCAGCACUGAUAGAUCUUGGCAAAGCUGCCCCUGAAGAUUCCUGCUAAUGCUUGUCUGUUCCUGCCUCUUGCAAAGCAUGGCGCCCACAGCACUCCAGGAAGCCUCUUAAGCCCUGAACGUCAGCAGCUGCUCCAGUGGACACUGUGCAGGUCCACUCCGCCCCCUCUGGACUCCUGGAGCUGCGCCCUUCCUAGCGAUGCCCUUGGGAGCCUCGGCCCCCACUGGAUGAGACCCUUUCAGAGCAGGACUCGACCUUGCUGCCCACCAAGAAUCCCACGGCACCUUCCACCACCUCUCAUGUCUGGCUGUCCGGGCAGGUUCUAGAAUGUCUAUGCCCCAGAUCCAAGUAGAAGAAGUGGCCAGUGGGGAAGAAGGGCCGGCAGGAACAACCCCACCUCCAGAUGACCACCUCCGGAGCCUGAAGGCCCUCACGGAGAAACUGAGGCUGGAAACCCGCAGGCCUUCCUACCUGGAGUGGCAGGCCAGGCUGGAGGAGCAGACGUGGCCCUUCCCAAGGCCGGCAGCCGAGCCACGGGGCUCUGCAGAGGAGGAACCCUCGCUCUUGCGAAAGAGGGCACUCAGGCCGCAUCCCCCACCUAACGGGAGGGCUAACCAGGAUGAUGGGCCCCCGCCCACUGGCAAGCUGGAGGGCUUUGAGAGCAUCGACGAAGCUAUAGCCUGGCUCAGGAAGGAACUGAUGGAGAUGCGGCUUCAGGACCAGCAGCUGGCGCGGCAGCUCAUGCGCCUGCGCAGUGACAUCCACAAGCUGAAGAUCGAACAGACCUGCGACCUCCACCGGCGGAUGCUCAACGACGCCACCUACGAGCUCGAGGAGCGGGACGAGCUGUCCGACCUCUUCUGCGACGCUCCCCUCGCCUCCUCCUUCAGUCUUUCUGCACCACUCAAACUCAUCGGGGUCACCAAGAUGAACAUCAACUCCCGCAGGUUUUCUCUGUGCUGAGACGCCCUAGACCGGGCGGUGGAGCCAGAACGAGGGUUUGGGAGGUGGACCGGGGAUGUAGGAAGGGCGCUGAGGCCCAGCUACCCCAGUGGGUCUCUCCGGAGGCAGGGUGUCCCCGGGACAAGUGCUCUCAGAGCCCAGCUGUGGAGCCCAGUGUCCCCAUGCCUGACCCUGGUUUAAUACCCAGAGUCCUGCAGAAGGGCUGCUCCAUCCGAUGUUCAGUGAGACCUCGGUACCCCACGCACACGUCUCAUCCCCCCACUCAAUAACCCAGAUUCCAGUUUCCCGGAAUCACUGGUGCUAUGACCUGGGAACCCAAAGUGGGUGGGGGGCAAAGCUGUGAUUCUUGCAGAAGGCUUCCCCAAGGACACCGAACCCCAGAAGGGAGGUGAUUAGAUACGUCAGUGGCGCCCAUGACACUGUCACUGUGCUCUGAGGCUCGCUUCACCCUAAGUGGCUGACUCAGCAACCUCAACAGGGACCCACCAGCAAAGGAAAAUCAAGAGGAAUAACAGGUGGCACUUAGGGAAGCAGGCCCCACCUGCCACCAGUGCCCUGGGCAAGGUCUUGGACCUUGGCCCCACAGGUGCCAGGUAAAUUGUUUCCAGUAUGUGGGGUCCCACCCGUGUAGCCACAUACACCUGUCCCAACCUCCAAAGAACCCCUUUGCUGUCACCCCACAACCUGGGAUUGGGAGGGCCUAGGGGUGGGCUUCCCUGGGGGGCCAGCAGAGGCCUCCUGGUGGAUUCUGACGUUGUUACCUCCGUCACCUUCGUGCCCUCCGCAGAAGCUCUCCCUGAGCCUCCUCUGAGAUUCUGUGCCUGAUUUAAACACCUGACUUUACCUGAAUCAGACUGUUACUAACCUAUGGUCAGCUUGUUUAAACUGUUUGAUUUUUGCCCAAAUGGUGAACCGGUGGGUAAGUCAAGUUUGACAGAGGUUUAGGGUUUGGUUUAAAAGGUUCUCCCUAAGGACAGGUGGGAGAGUCAGCAAGGUGAGGACUGAGCCCUCCACAGUUUAGGAAGUUAACCUAGUGCAAUGCCCUGUGCCUGGGGUUUUGGGUGUUUGACCCAAAGUCUUUGAUCCUUCUAGCCAAGCCCUCUGGUUCAUAGAGGAAUAAGAGGGGCUAGUGGAGGGGAGGCCCCCCACCCGCACCCCCGAGGCUCCUCAGCUCUUUAGUGGCUGUAGAAUAUGGAUGUGUUAAUUAAAAUCAUUAUUGAUAAUGCCUACAUGGAUCAUGUAUCAAUGAACUUGAAUUCCAAAGAUGGUACUAAGGCUUUGCCAAACCACGAACUACCAAGCUGUCUACUCUCUGGCUCACUCAACCCUGUCACCUCCCAAGUUGAAACUCUGCUUGUGGUCAGCAUUCCGUCAUCGACAUGAGGUGCCCUAUUGCUCUGCCUUUCCUGCUUCGUCCUCCUGUAGAGUUUCAUCAAGGCCCAUGCAUACUUGCACGCACACACACACCAUGACCCAUGCUGGGGAAAGGUUGGUUUCCUCUUGUGGGCUGGGAGUAGGAGUUUGUAAAUGAUUGGUCCCUGGUUAGACAGAGGAUAAUUUGGUGUUUCCUUGUGAUUUCUAAGAGCCAGAGGGUUUAUGCUUCCUUCAAAGAUGCUACAACCACAUAGCCAAGAUCUGUUUCAAGCUGACUCUGAGCAGUGGCAGAAGUCUGAGGCCCUGAGGUCCAUGGAGAAGGCCUCGGUGGAAGGGCAGCCAGCCCCACUCCUGUCCUCAACCCAGCGAUGCCUUCCCUCGGGGGUUCUGUACAGAUGCUGCCAAGCCCUACAGAGGCACGCCUGCCAGCCUUCCUCCAGAAGAGCCCUUGAGGUCGUGGGGUAUCAGGCUGGGCUGCACACACUCACACCCACUCUACAGAGACGUGACCAUAUACACACCCAACCCACACGGGCAAGCCCAUUCCGUAUUCUGGAAGAGAAGUGCCCAACUGGUUAUUUUUCUUUCUAGAAACCAGUCAUUACACUAACUGAAAAAGCUGGAAUCAACCAAAGCUGAGUGAUCUAGCUGAAUGGCAUCAAGUCAGUGGAUGAGUCAACUGGGCAGUUCAGUUGCUCAGUUAACCUAAUGAUUCCUUUCUUUGAGAUCAAGGCACACACCUUUUGGAAUAGGUUAGUUGUCUGAGCUAUUGUGCUUAGUUCAUCCCCAAGGAAUCUUACUUUGGGAUAAGGGAGGAGGGGAUCAGGAAGAGAAGCCCAGGGAAAAGACAGGUGUGUUUUCUUACUCAUUGUGCAGCAUCUGUUAGCAGCCCUAUUUCCAAGGUGAAUGCAGGCAACUAACCAGGUCAGUUUGGCUCUGUGAAGUCCCUGCCUCGUGUGGUCAAGAGAUGUCUGAGUCAGUCCCAGCCUAACCGUCAUCACCUCAGAGCAGCCUUCCAGCUCUACCAUGUGUAUACAGUCCUGUUGCAGUUUUACUCAUUAUCUGCCCAUCUUUCUGACACCCCCAAGAACCCCUGGGUGUAAAACUCAAAGUCUGCAUCGACACUGCCAAGUGGGGCAAUGUCUGACACGUUCGUGGACUCAGCAGUGAUCCCAGAGGCCUGGGGAGCCUGGACAGGCUUGAGAUGACCUGACCCUGCCCCGGACCUCCUCCCUGUAGCAAUACCAAGUGCUAUUAUGUAAUCGAUGGACAAUUUAUAAUUUUAUUUUUUAUGAUUGUUUCUAUAUUGCUGUUAGCAAAAGUGAAAUUAAAAUAUUUCAAAAGGA
Molecule: messenger RNA, 4510 nt
Organism: Bubalus bubalis (water buffalo)
Lineage: Eukaryota; Metazoa; Chordata; Mammalia; Artiodactyla; Bovidae
Gene: FAM167A
Product: family with sequence similarity 167 member A
Exons: 4
Coding region: 1155-1790 (211 amino acids)
Source: RefSeq, a predicted model, not a curated record